Molecule: messenger RNA, 1398 nt
Organism: Trichoplax adhaerens
Lineage: Eukaryota; Metazoa; Placozoa; Uniplacotomia; Trichoplacea; Trichoplacidae
Exons: 2
Coding region: 1-1398 (465 amino acids)
Cellular component (GO): membrane
Molecular function (GO): acetylglucosaminyltransferase activity
Source: RefSeq, a predicted model, not a curated record
AUGAAAACUCGCAAUUUUUUUAUCUUAAUAAUUAUCGGAACUAUCGCUUUAGUUAUAUUUUCUUGGCUAACCCAUCCGAAACAAACUCCCUGGACUAUAAAUAACUUUAUUAAUUCUAUGACUACCGAGAAAAAAAAGCCUUCUCUUAAUGAUACGCUUUCGAUAUCGUCUACAAAAAAAUUGAAGCGCGACGAUCGCGCCACUAAAACUCAACCUAAACCGACUAAAAAAAAGAAAACUUUCUCUUUCCCCCCACCAUUAUAUUCUGUUGUUCCAAAUAAAUGGUAUUACAGCAAAACUUUCGAUCGAUUUGGCCAAAGAAAGCCUAAAUGUCAAGCAAUACGUCAUGGAAUUCCAGAAGAAGUGCAAUUUAUUAAAAAAACUCUAUCACUAGCAAGUAACCGUACAUAUUUGAAUGAUCUAGUCUUACGAGAGCUAACUGAAGUAUGUGACAACAAACUUUAUGAUUCCUACGCUCACGAAGCGACAAAAAAUCAGCGCGAAGAGGAAGAAUAUCCUAUAUCCUUCGGAGUAUAUAUUAAUGAAGGAGGAGAGCAGACUGAACAAUUCUUACACAGGAUAUAUCGACCGUAUAAUUACUACUGCUUGAAAUUAUCCAGUCAAUUAUCAAAGCCAUUUCACCAGGCUAUGGUUAAUAUAGCAAACUGUUUAAAAAAUGUCCAUGUUGUUAAAUUGCCCGAUGUGGUUCAUGACGAGCAUAAGAAGAUAGAUUCAGAUCUUCAGUGUAUAAAAAAAUUGCGAAAUUACAAAUGGAAAUAUUACAUUAAUAUCCAAGAUAACGACUAUCCAUUGGUAACUAAUCUGAAGUUAGUACAGUAUUUAAAGUCUUUAAAUGGAUACAAUGCUAUCAAUUCAAGAGCAAGUAAAGAAAUAAUCAGUAAAAAAACGCCUGCUACUGAAUCGAAUUCAAAAACGCCAAGUAAUGUUCCAGCUGUUAAUGUUGAGAAGCUGAAACAAGCCACUGGUGGAAAACUCUACGUAGGCGAUGACAUUUUUAUAGCUACGUCGUCAUUUUGCAAUUUUGUUAUUCAAAACUCAAUAGCUAGUGAACUACAAAAUUACUUAAAGAAUGUUCGUAAGCCGGAGAUUUAUUAUUGGGCGACUUUACAAAGGAUAUCUGAUAUACCUGGAGGCUAUGGUCACAAAGAAUCUAGCAAGACUUAUGAUUAUAAUAUUCGCUUAGUAAAAAAGCGCUCAGAUAAUAUUGCCUGUCAUGGAAGUUGGAACAUUAACAACAUCUGCACCUAUGGCUCUGGUGAUUUAAAAUGGAUUUAUGAUGAGAAACAUGCUGGUUUCUUAUUUGCGGAUGGUAAAUUUGCCAUCAUGAAUUUUGGAGCGUCGGUGUAUAUAUUCCCAUUUGGUUGCUUUAUUGUCUGA